Messenger RNA from Colossoma macropomum (tambaqui), 6170 nucleotides. It is a transcript of the gene cbx7a, whose product is annotated as chromobox homolog 7a. The transcript has 7 exons. Lineage: Eukaryota; Metazoa; Chordata; Actinopteri; Characiformes; Serrasalmidae. Gene Ontology annotation, cellular component: PRC1 complex. The coding region runs from base 93 to 1532 and encodes 479 amino acids. The record is from RefSeq and is a predicted model, not a curated record. Gene Ontology annotation, biological process: negative regulation of transcription by RNA polymerase II.
GGGAGCGAGUGACUGAGAACGAGAGAGAGAGAGAGAUAGAAAGCUGUAGAAAGUCGUAGUGCGCGCUGCGCUGCUGAGCUGAGCUGGUCCGGAUGGAGCUGUCAUCGCUCGGCGAGCAAGUGUUCGCUGUGGAGUCCAUCACCAAGAAGAGGGUUCGGAAGGGAAAUGUGGAAUACCUACUGAAGUGGCAAGGAUGGCCCCCAAAAUACAGCACAUGGGAGCCAGAGGAAAACAUACUGGAUCCUCAGCUUGUUCUUGCCUUUGAAGAGAAGGAGGAGAGGGACAGAGCACAGACUCACAGGAGGAAAGGGCUGAGGCCCAGGAGACUAAUCUUACGGCCAGCCCCCGCAGAAGAACCAGAAGAGUCUGGCAUCCUUACGAGAGGCCGGUCGAGCCAACUGAUAGCCCGCCUUGCCCAUCCAGGUCUGGUUGGAUGCAACACUCUUGGGGUUCACCUCUCUAACUGCAUCGUCCCUAACCAGGGAUCAUCAGGUCACGCAUGCGCGGCACCAGGGGCUCUCACCCUCUACGAAUACGCAAACAUCUACACUAUGGAACUACGAAGUGCUCACAAACUCCCGGAGAAGCCCACCCCCCGAAUCCGCCUUUCACUCACCCGCUCUGUGGGGGCGGAGCUAGACCAGAAUGGGCGUCGCUACAGGACAAGAGAAGGCGGAGUCUAUUACCAAAGGCAAGAGAAGCGCAAGAGUAGGAACUAUUCAUCCAAACCGCCGGUCACUGCCGAAAAUCCACGGCAACGACCUUUGACCCAUAAAAAAGACAUUAUGGAGGAGGAGGAGUGGGAGGACGAGGAGGAAAAAGAGCAGGAGAAGAGAAAGAAAAAGAAGACAGAAAAAGACGAUGAGAAAACAACAGACUCACGUCAUGACAUUCCAAGUGCCCUAGAGAUGACCGGAGGUCACACCCCCUCAGCAAAACAGGAAGCUGUCAUCGUGGCCAACCAAUCAGAACACUGCGCUUUGUCAUGUGAAUGCGGGGACCAGCCAACCAAGCAUGUCCACACUGAGACCAGUUCAGUUCAGAGACUGACAGACCAAUCAGCGGUCAGCACAAUCACAGACACGCAUGAGCCAAUCAAAGACAGGUCAGGAGGCAUGGCCUCUGCACCAGCAUCACAUAAUGAGACUAAAAUUAACCAAUCAUUGAAGAGCAGCUCAGAAUCGGUUUAUUCAGCAAAAGAAGUGGGUUUGACUGAUGGGGUCCAAAAGCGAGCUUCAGUAAUCUGCUUGAUUGACAGCUGUAUGCAGGGCCAGGUGAAAGAGGCAGGUCAGGCAGACAUGUCAGUGGACAGUACGGAGAAAGAGACGGACGAGGAUGAGGUCACAGCCGAGUGUACGACUACUUUACAGCUGAGUGCCGAGGUCAGGACAGACCAGUCGCAGGGCCCUGGCAGCACAGAGCAUCCUGGGAAGGUGAUUGUGACCGAUGUGACGAUUAACUGUGUGACUGUGACGUUUAAAGAGGCCAUGACUGCAGAAGGGUUCUUCAGUGGCUACGGCCUGCAAGUCUGAGAGGCAGUGAAAAGGAGGAGACAGGCAUCAGAAUUACAGCUGUUGAGGGAACAGUUUGGCGAAAAAUCAAAUGUACACAAGUUCCCACUUACUCCCAAUGUAGUCGAUCGGCAGAGACGUUUCGAGUCCAAAUUCUGCUUCUUUAGUUUAGAACUGGAGCAGCGAGGCUAACAUUGCUAACACUAGAACCCAGUGGUCACCCAAAUCAUCAAUGUAAAAAUACAUACAUAAAAUAAAGAAUUAGGGGUAGGUGAUAAGAAGAAAUUGUCGCAUCGCUCCUCUUUGAAGGCAUAUGAUGCCCUAAAUUUAACUAAAGGCCAGCAGUGAGGUUGCUGAACUUUACCCUUCUCUGCUAUCACUGCAGGCUGGCAGGGUCGCCUACAGAGCACUGCUAGUAACCUUUUAAUGAAAUAAUAUUCUUUUUUCUUUAUUUGAGAGUUGUCCCAUUUUCCCAUUUCGUAGGGAAAGAUUUCAACCACUACUCUUUGUAACUCAGUUCCGAGGGACAAGGUGACACUCCAAAACAAGGGGUAGGGGUAAAAAUAAGAAAUGGGAUUGGGCCCAAAUCUGCACAACCUUAAUAAAGACCUGGAUGCAGUUCGAGUGGGCUGAAAGAAGUUUGGGUGAUGUAUUUUUACAGAAAUUAAUUGUGCUCUUUGGGUAACUAUUUAGUUCUAGUGUUAGCAACAUUAGCCUCGCUUCUCCAGUUCUAAACUAAAGAAGCACAAUUUGGACACCAAACAUGUCUUGGCUGAUCGACUACAUUUGCGUCAAGUGUAAAAUUGGGCAAGUCUAAUUUUCGAACUGUUCCUAUAAAGGAAUACUUCACCUCUAAUUGUAAACAUGGCUAAAAAAUCUGUGAGUGCUAAUAGGGACAAGUUAGCUUUUUCCUUUUAAUACUUACUGGCACCUGCUAACUUUACUAGCAAUGUAUUAGCAAUGCUAGCUGUUUUAGGUGAAGUUCUUUAACAUGAGAGAGGGAGAAAUUACCGCAGCAGUUGAUUGAUCUGUCAGUGUAGUGAGGUCUUUCGAUAUCCUUUACAGAUGCUCUCAUUCAUGUCUGAAGGCUUUUUUCUUGGUUUUUCUCUCUUCGUUUUAGUCAAAGAGUGAAUUAUCGGUGAAGGAUUUUUGAUAAUAUUCAGUGUUGCUGACAGUGAAGCCUUAAAUGCACGCAAACACAAACAUUUGCUCUCAACGCAUAGUCUGUGUUACUGUUAUAACAAAAUUGGAAAAAAAGGUAAAAAAAAGUUUAUGUAGCUGACAUUACUACUUUGUAGAGUCUAUAGCUCUGUGUGACCUGUCCAGGUGGGCUGGAGAAAGGCAAAGGCUUACCUGGCUCAGGUUUGUCCUACCUGUGGCUAGAGUGUGCACCCUCAUUGUGCUCCAAGGCCUUCCUGCAUUUUUAAAGAGACAGUAUCAGUUUACAUUACAAAACACUGCUGCAGAUGCUGUACUGAAGUGUAGGCCCUGUUCGCAUACGAAUCCAGUGUGCUUUCGAUGUAUUUAUAGCAUGUAUCGAGCUGAACUUAACUUAUGCGAUCGGUUAUGUGGUGGGACUUCCAAAAGGAAAAAAAAUAAAAACAACAGCCUUUGUCAACUUGUAGUUCAUCUAUGGCAAGGUGACAUUUUUAUUUGUAUUUACAAUAAAUAAAAUGACAAAUGUUGUGUCAAAGUCCAUUUGUUAGUCACUGUGAUCAUAUUAACAGUUCAAUCCUGCAAAAAAGUGCAUGGUUUUUAAAUUAUAAUAUGCUAAGAUUUUUCACAGAAAGAGAAAAAUAAUCAUUAUUUGUGAUCAUUAUUGAUGUUGAAUGGUCAAAUGAAGACUGGCUGACAACAAACUCUUUUGUACAAGGAUUGGCAUUGACCGCUUCGGUCAAGAUAAAGAUCAGUUGCACAGCACAAGUUAACCACAGCCAAAAUAAACUGUUCCUGUGUUACACCUACAGGAACAGGGCAAAAGGGCCACUUUGCUAUCAGUGCAGUUCCCUUCAUGACCUCAAGAGGUCACACACACCCAUGAACACAAGAACUAUGUAUCAGGAGCUUCAUGAAAUGGGUUUCCAUGGCGGAGCAGCUGUACACAAGCCUAAGAUCACUAUGCGCAAUGUCCAGUGGCAGCGUGCUUUACACCACUCCAGCUGACAGUGGACAUUGCGCAUAGUGAUCUCAAGCUUGAAACAGAGGCUUACUCUGAAACAGUAGAAACGUUCUCUGGAAUGAUGGAUCACACUUCACUAACUGGCAAUCUGAUGGACAAAUCUAGGUUUGAUGGAUGCCAGAACGCCACCUACCAGAACACAUAGUGCCAAUGUGAAGGUUGGUAGAGGAGGGAUAAUGGUCUGGGACUGUUUUUGAGGGUGUUGACUUGGCCUCGUAGUUCCAGUGAAAGGUAAUCAUAAUGCUACAUCUUACAAAGACAUUUCAAACAAUUACAGUGGUAGCAGUUUGUCCCAGCAUGACUGCCCCUGUGCACAAAGCAUGAUCCAUAGAGACAUAGUUUGAGUGUGGUGUGAAGGAACUCCAGUGGCCUGCACAGAGCCCUGUCCUCAACCCUAGUGAGCACCUUUGGGACGAUCUGGAAUGUCGAUUGUGAGCCAGGCCUUCUUGUCCAACAUCAUUGGCUGCCCUCACAAAGUCUUUUGACUGAUUGAGCACACAUUCCCACAGACACACUCCAAAAUCUUGUAGAAAACCUUUCCAGAAGAGUGGAGGCUGUUAUGGCUGCAAUAAGGGGGGGGGGCAACUCCAUAUGAAUGGCCAUAGCUUUGAAAUAGGACAUCCAACAAGCUUGAGAGGUGUGACGGUCACGUGUCCACAUAAUUUUGGCCAUAUAGUGUAUAUUCACAAGGUGACCCAAAAAGAUUAAUCCGAUUUCAAAGUGCCAUAUUUUUACAACCGUGAAGCGCCUAGGAACCAAUCACAUACCAACUGAAAGACGGGUCACAGAGCUUCUAACUGUCACUGGACGAUGGCUCCCCUCAGUCUGCGAGAAGAUGGUGAUAGAAAGCAUUUUGCGUUCUCCACUUUAACAAGAGUGAAUCCGUCAUUACUGUGCAAUGUGAUUUUUGUCGGCAGUGAACCUCCAACAGCUCAGAGCAUUUGUCUCCGAACGAUCUCCGAAAUCACAUUGAAAGAGCCGUGAGUACAGACAUGCUGAAUCAAGUAUGGGAUGAAUUUGACUAUGGUGUUAAUGUUGUCCGUACAUCUGGAGGAUGUCAUAUUGAGCACUUGUAAAAUUAUGUAAUAAACUUUAUGCCCACUUAAAUCAUUUACAAUUUACUGCAUUGCUCUGUAAUGAUUUACAAGUGAAAUAAAUCAUUUUGAAAUUGGGUUAAUCUUUUUGAAUCAUCCUGUAUUUUCAGAACAUACAGCUACGCCUCAAACUUGAAAUAGGUUUCAUUUCAUUAAGCUCACUAGUGUGUGGUAAUUUAAAAAUAAAAGGGUCCAGAUUUAGCAAGAUCUAUUACAUAAAAAAAGGAUCUACAAUUCAAAUAUAGUAACAUGGAUUUAAUCAUGCGGGCAACCAUUUUUCUAUGUAAAAAUGGCCAAUAUACAAUACUGUGCAAAAGUCAGAGACCAUCCUUCAUUUAAAUAUAGUCCAAAUAUCCAUUAAGUACCAGUCAUUCAUUUUUCAGGUGAUACAUCUGAGGAGAUUAGAUAUCAUCUGCUUGCAUGUGGAAGAUUUAAGUCAAAGGGAAAAACUCAAGUUCAAAAAACUACAAGAGAAAAAUGGGACUCUAAGAAACGUGCAAGACCUGGUAGACUACCACAACUGUCCCCUUCAGAUAUACAGUACUUAAAGCUUCUACCUUUGAGAGACAGAAGAAAAUCAAACUCCACUCUUGCUUCAGAUCUGUUUCUGUCCAUCCUUAAAAAUGGACAUCUGUUACUGAGAAAAGGAAAUAGGGAAGAAAGAACAAUUACACUGUUAAAACUAAACUUUGGUGGUUUGGAAAAAUAUCUCCUGCAGAUUUCUUUGAAAAACUAAAAGCAGGUAUCCUGAAAAGAAGGAAAGCUUUCUGCUUUUGUUCCUGAUAAUGAAAAUGGAAUAACUUGUACAUAAUGGCCUUUUGACUGGUAUUAAACGAGCGAUGACUUUUGCAAAGUAGUGUGGUUUGAUAUCAGUGACAAAUAAACAAACUAAAAGUGUUGACAUAUUUUAUCUUCAUUUUAUUAAAAAAAAAAGUAAGGAGUCCACAGUUUGCGUUUUCUUUGUACAGUAAAAAAUAAUUAAAUUAAACUCCCAAAUUUCAGAGCAAUGACAUUUCUGAGAGUGGAGCAAGGGCGGAGAGGACGGACAGAGAGAAAGAGAGAGAGAGAAGAGAGAGAGAAGAGAGCGAGAUCAGUGGCAUUCUCUCUGUUGGAUAAACUCUAAUUUCAUCUAUUCAUCUUGGCAUGAAUAGCAGCUAAACAGACAACACACAAACUUUGAUGAAGACACACCUCCACUAUCCAGCAAGUGUCAUAUGGAGUGUGCACACACCCAAACGCACCCCUACACGUCCAUAAGCAAACUCACACUCGCGGGGUAGGUUGUACAGGGUAUGUGCAUUCAGGAGGUUUGUCCCAUGCGGGCAGAAUGGCUAGGCAUUUCAAAAGUGGCACGACUUAUUAAAAAAACAAAAACAAACAAAAAAA